This is a messenger RNA of Triticum aestivum (bread wheat), 1813 nucleotides long. RefSeq lists its product as uncharacterized. Lineage: Eukaryota; Viridiplantae; Streptophyta; Magnoliopsida; Poales; Poaceae. The transcript is spliced from 2 exons. Gene Ontology annotation, molecular function: protein binding. The record is from RefSeq and is a predicted model, not a curated record. Bases 137 to 1360 code for a protein of 407 amino acids.
UUCAGAUCAGACACCUCGCUCGUUCUGUUUCCCCAAAUCCCCACACCCCACUCUUCACUCCCGUGGUAAGCUAGGGUUCUCCUCGUCCCCGGCGGCAGGAUGGGCGGCGGCGCGGCGGGCCAUCGCCGCCCCUCCCAUGGAUCCGGCCGUCCUUGAGCACCGGCGCGAGCCCCGUGCUCGUCUGCUUCCGCCGCGGCACGGCCUGCAGGAGACGGCAACGCUGCCGAUCCCCAACGAGCUCGUGGCGGAGAUCUUCCUCCGGCUGCCCACCCCAGCCGAUCUGGUCCGCGCCUCCGCCGCCUGCGCCUCGUUCUACCGUCUCGUCGCCAGCCGCACCUUCCUCCGGCGUUUCCGCAAGCUCCACCGCCCGCCCCUCCUCGGCUUCGUCGAUGGCCGAAUCUUCCACCCCGUGAUCCCGCCUUAUCCUUCCGCCCCCGCAGCCAACGCCGUCGCCCUCGCCGCCGACUUCUCCUUCUCCUUCCUACCCGGCCCCGCCCGCGACUGGGAGGUCCUGGACAUCCGCGACGGCCGCGUCCUCCUUAAGAGGCCCGGCCGGCAGUACCAUGAAAUGGUGGUGUGUGACCCCUUGUACCGGCGGUACCUCCUGCUUCCCCCAUUCCCCGACGAGCAAGCCGCUUCAUUGGAGGACCCAUCCACGAUAAAAUGGUACGAAACCUUCCUUGUACCAGCCGGCGACGAGGAGGCAGCAACUGUGGAAGAGACGUCAUUCAGAGUUAUCUGGAUGGCGCAGUGCAAAUUCAGACUGUUCACCUUUGUCUUCUCUUCUAGCACUGGACAAUGGGGAGUUGUUCCAUCCCCGAGUUGGAGUGAUUUAUUUGCUGGCUUGCCAAGUUUGGAGAUGGCUACACCUCUCAACACACGCCAGUAUGCGUAUGGCUGCUUUUACUGGAUGGCGGGCUACAUGGCAGAAGCUAAAAUGCUGGUGCUGGACACCCGGAGGAUGGAGUUCUCCAUUGCUGAACCCCCACCUGACGGUUUCGCUAUGGCCAUGGUGGAGGCUGGGGAAGGCAGGCCUGGGGUGUUCGUGAAUCCUCAUGGGGGAUCCAAGUUCCGUUAUAGCACUAUGCAAAAUGAUGGUGGGAGUUUGAGCCAGUGGCAGGAGGAGAAAACAAUAUCAUUGGGUUAUGGGUACUACAUCAUUGGUUCAACGGAGAGGUACUUGUUCUUGUAUCAGCUGCAGAGCCCAUUACCUAAUCCAGGUGUUUUCACGCUGGAUGUCCAAACAUUCCAGCUCGAGAGAGUGUGUGAUCAACACUUGGGCCACGCAUAUAGCAACUUCCCACCAUCGUUGUUGUCGUCACCGACAGUAUCAAGCGGUGUUGAGAAAGGGGUGGAAUAGCGGGCGCUGGAACAAGGCUGCGCUGUAAGCUCAAGCGCAUAGCCGCCAUGGUCAGAAUAGUGUUGGUGUGAAUGCUGGAGCCUGGAGGUCAGGCUAAUGUUUUGGAGGAUUGAAGAUGGUGCGAGGUUAUCACGCAACUCAAAAGUUGGCCACUAAGUUGGUCCGCUUUGGUCCAUAAUAUGGUCAUCCAAGAAUAGAACUUGGGAGUGUUCAGCUUGUGUGCCUUGUUUGAUCUGACAAUGAUUGCUGCAUUUGUCAUGAUAAGGUGGUGAUAGCAUGGAUGAUGUUUAGUUUCUUCGUAAUCAUUAGGUUAACUAAGACUCUGUGAGAAGUCAAAGUAAAUGUUGGUCAGGUUGUAUGUAUGUCUACAACUCCAAGUUGGUGGAAUGGAGUUUGUCAGGUGGUCAGGGUUAAUAAGGAGAUGACGAGGAGGAUCCAUCUGUUAAUAAUCUA